AUGGUCUGUGUCGACGCGGGCAUGGAAGUCUCCAAGGACAGUCACCUAAUCCGCCUUCGGCACAGACGCUUGGAGAACGUGCAGGUCCUCGUAGAAUUUGUUCCUGCCCUUGUCAGGGCUGGUCAUCGGCGGGGCGUAGAGGCUGACGGUUGUGGCGAAUUGGCCUCCCCGGAGAUGCAGGCGGAGGCUCAUCAGAUCGUUGAUGCUCUGCGGCAGACAGGGCAGUCUUCCAACAAUGUCGUUCCGGAUGGCAAAGGCGACGCCCCCAGCCCGUCGCUCUGCCCCGGAGCAACCGCUCCAGAAGAAGGUCUAGCCGGCAUCCAUCUUCUGCAGUUGGCCUUGUUCGGAGAACCGGGCCUCGCUGAGUGCGGCGGUGUCCUCCUUGUGGCGCGCAAGUUCACGAGCCAAUAG
Molecule: messenger RNA, 411 nt
Organism: Spirometra erinaceieuropaei
Lineage: Eukaryota; Metazoa; Platyhelminthes; Cestoda; Diphyllobothriidea; Diphyllobothriidae
Source: the annotation of a GenBank genome assembly